Xyrauchen texanus (razorback sucker) is the source of this 3258-nucleotide messenger RNA. It is a transcript of the gene ddit3, whose product is annotated as DNA-damage-inducible transcript 3. The transcript is spliced from 4 exons. Lineage: Eukaryota; Metazoa; Chordata; Actinopteri; Cypriniformes; Catostomidae. The record is from RefSeq and is a predicted model, not a curated record. Bases 238 to 1044 code for a protein of 268 amino acids. Gene Ontology annotation, molecular function: DNA-binding transcription activator activity, RNA polymerase II-specific; protein heterodimerization activity; transcription factor binding. Gene Ontology annotation, biological process: positive regulation of intrinsic apoptotic signaling pathway; intrinsic apoptotic signaling pathway in response to endoplasmic reticulum stress; ER overload response. Gene Ontology annotation, cellular component: cytoplasm; CHOP-ATF3 complex; CHOP-ATF4 complex.
UGACUUCAGCUGAACAAUGGUUAACAUGAGCGAUCACCAAACUCUACAAAAACACACACAGACCUUGAAUAAAAAACAGCCGCGAAAAAGAAAUACUAAAAAGAAAAGGAACUAUUGGGACAAUAUAUCGCCAACAACACACAUUCAAACUUGACUGACAAGAGACACUUUAAGGUCUGGUGUGCUAGGUGUGUGAGCAUAUCGUAUUGUGUCUGUGGAUAGCGACUGAGUGGUGCGAUGACUGCGGAGUGGCUGUACCCCCCUGGCGUGGGGCCGUUGUGUGGUGCAGAGUUGGAGGCGUGGUAUGAAGACCUACAGGAUAUACUGGGCUCUGACGCGGGUGGUGCCAAACUUACGCGAGCUCCACCUUGCUCCGAGAAAGAACCAGAGUUUUUGGAUGUUUUGGAGAGCUGCUCGCUCACCUGGCUAACCGAGGGGCAGGUAUGGGGAGACGGGGUACAACGGGUCAUAGAGGAAACCCCGACGCCAAUACACCCGCCGACAGCCUGCGAGACUCCACCUAGACCGGAGGAGAGGAGAGGCGGUGAUACGGAGAGCUCGUCCGGAGGAGAUCUUCUGCCCCCGGAGUUCUUCGAGCUCCUCAGCGAGGGAGGCGUCGGCUUGGUCGAAACGGGCGCAGUGAUGGUCACCGGCGGUUACCACGUCCCUCACCAUCAGCCUUCGUCCCCGGCGGCCAGCGAGGAGGAGGAGCUCCCGACGGUUCCCGACACUUCGUCCUGCUCCUCGGCAUCCCAGUCGCCCUCCUUCAACUGUUCCCCGCCCGCCUCUCCUCCCCUGUCACCUCCCGUCAGCGUCUCCUCACGACUGAGCAAAAGGAAGCGAGAGAGCGACAGAGGAGGCGCGCCGGGCUCACCGUCCCCUGGGAAGAAGAGCAGGAGAGAACGCGAGCAGGAGAACGAGAGGAAAGUGCAAGAACUGACGGACCAGAACGAGCGUCUCAAAGCGGAGAUCGAGCGGCUCGGAGAGGAGGUGCAGAGAACCCGUCGGGCGCUCAUCGAGAGACUCGUCAACACCAGGAGGUGAAGCAGGAGCAAAGAAAGACAUUUAGAGAGAAAUGAGAAUAGAGGGGUGGAAGGCAAGUGAACAAUUGGUGGAAAUGUAUCACGCGGUGACCAUGAAAUGCACAUUAAGCACAACCAAAGGAGACUAAAGACACGUGUCACGAGGGGGAGAGAGUUUCAGAGCGUCUCACACAGAGAGAGGAGAGAAAGUCAGAUUAAGCCAUAGGAAAGAAACAAUGUAAGCCAACGUCUCACGAAAAUUUGCCAAAUUUCACUAAAUUCUUUGUUUUUUUAAAUAAAAAAAUUAUAAUAUUUAAAAAAGAUUUUUUUUUUACAUAAAAUGUAAAAAAAACAAAAACAUUUAAUGGUUGUAAAAAAAAAAAAUAGAAUAUAUUUUUCAAAAAAAAAAAAAAAAAAAUUCUUCGAUUGUUAUAUUUUGCCCAAAAAAAUAUAUAUUUUUAAAUAUUUUUCAAAACAUAAAACAAAAUCUUUUUUUUUUUCAAAAUAUAAAAAAAAUUAAAAUCUUUUUUUUGCAAAAAAGAAACUAUAAAAAUCGAAGAUUUUUUUUAAUUUUUUUUUUAUAUAUUCUAUUUAAAUUUUUUUUUACAACCAUUACAAUUUUUUUGCAUUGACACUUUCAUAACAAAGAAGGACAUUUGACACCUUAAUUCUCUUAUUGUGAUCCGUCCAGAUGUUUGAUGGGGAAUCUGCACAAAGACACGAAAUCGAAAGUGUUAUUGAUCAAUACGGUCGCUAAAUACAUUUUUGUAAUAUUAAUAUUAUUGUGACAAGUGUGUUUUUUACUAAUAGUACAAAAAAAUGUAAUGGUUGUAAAAAAAAAAAGAAAAAAAUAUAUUUUGCCAAAAAAAAAAAAAUCGUCGAUUGUUAUAUUUUGUACAAAAAAAAAAAAAAACAUUUUUUUUUGUAUAAAAGAAUAUAAAUAUAAAAAUCGAAGAUUUUUUUUCCCCCUUCAAAAUAUAUUCCAUUUAAAAAAAUAUUUUUUGAUGGGGAAUCUGCACAAAGACACGAAAUCGAAAGUGUUAUUGAUCAAUACGGUCGCUAAAUACAUUUUUGUAAUAUUAAUAUUAUUGCGACAAUAGUGUUUUUUUACUAAUAGUACAAAAAAAAAUUAAUGGUUGUAAAAAAAUAAAUACAAUUUGAAUAUAUUUGGCAAAAAACUUAAAUUCUUCGAUCGUUAUAUUUUGCACCCAAAAAAGUUAUUUUUUUUUAUAUUUUGCGAAAAUUUUUUUUUUUUUCAAAAUAUAUCAAUUUUUUUUGCAUAAAAGUAUAUAAAUAUAAAAAUUGAAGAUUUGUUUUCCCCUUCAAAAUGUAUUAUAUUUAAAAAAAAAUUUUACAACCAUUACAUUUUUGUAACAUUAAUAGGCCUAUUAUUUUGACAAUAGUGUUUUUUUUACUAAAAGUACUAAAAAAAUCUAAAACGAUGCAAUUCUUCACAAUACAAAAAAAUGAUUUCGUAUUUAGAGAAUUUUUUUGAAUUGUUAUGAAAAUAACGUCAAUGCAAAAUCUUAACCGGCUUAAUUUUCGAUUGUUAAUAUUCGAUUUGAAUGUGAAACUGGUCUUUGAGAAGUCUUGGACACAUUUCGUGAGAUUCAUUCGCUAACAUUGUGAAGGAAAGCCGUGUCAAGUCUGAUUAUUUUCCUUUAACGGCAAUAAUUGAAUGAAGUUUCCUAAUGAUUGAAACUGGAUUGUUCGGAUCCUUUAGAAAUGUGUCGGAUACACGAUGUAGGAAAGACACUGAAAUGUGCGAAACACUCAACGGAGACGCGUGAUUGUAUUUGUAAGGAUGAUUGUAGAAGUGCAUUUCACUGUAACUCUUCUGUUUAAGGGCUUUAAACAUGUAAAACACCUCGAGAUGAAUCGCUCAGGACUGUUCCAGAAUGAUUGUGUGAGCGUUUCUCUCUGUAGCUCACGUCAACCGAGGCCUCCAAGUGUGUGUGUGUGUGUGUGUGUGUGUGAAAUUAUGAAUGGAUGUUAGUAGUGAUUUUGUGCUCACUUAUUUCUCUAAAGUUUCUCAGAGUUUGUAGAAUUAGCGGUUUAUAUCAAACCUCAUUGCCUAUUUUUCUACACGUGUAUUACACAUGAGAUCAUGUAAUCAUCACUAUGUGCAUCAUUAAUCUUCUAGUGUAGUUUCCUAAUAAACGUGCAUGCUGGAUUUCAUUUAGAGUAAAUAUGGAAUUGUAUCACACACAUUUUGUUAUUAAAAUGUUGAACUGAA